GUGUGAUGUUGGGCCAGGUGCGGCGACGAUGGGUCAUGGCGGUACAUGCUCGAGCCUUGAGUGCAUGGACUCUGCGACCCCUCAAGCUACAGGUGGCUUCGCCGACACCAUCGGACAGUGACAUUGCCAGCGCCCAAAAGCCCAAACGUGUGGAGGACUUGGCGGCAGAAGUUGGCAUCAAUGCUCAGGACGAACUGAAGCUGUAUGGUCCUUACAAAGCCAAAGUGUCCUUGAACAUCUUGAACCGGCUGGGCGAUCAACCCAAUGGCAAAUAUAUUGUCGUGGGAGGCAUGACUCCUACACCUCUCGGCGAAGGCAAGACAACCUGUGUGAUGGGGUUGGUGCAGGCAUUCGGGGCGCAUCUGAAUACGAAUGCAUUUGCAUGCGUGCGGCAGCCAUCCCAGGGCCCAAUCUUCGGACUCAAGGGUGGCGCCGCAGGCGGUGGCUAUUCCCAGGCGAUUCCGAUGGAUGAGUUCAACAUGCACUUGACGGGCGACAUUCAUGCCGUCUCUGCCGCAACCAACUUGCUUGCGGCGGCCAUCGACGCUCGCAUGUUUCACGAGAGCAACCUGUCGGACGAGACGUUGUUCCAGCGGCUUGUGGCUUCCAAAUCGUCGUCGAGCCCUCACUUCACCCCUGCCAUGCGUCGCCGUCUGGUCAAACUAGGACUCGACACGAAUUCGGCCACGCCUCGUCAUCCAAAUGACCUCACGCCAGGUGAACGGCGGAAAUUCGCUCGUCUCGAUAUUGACCCUGCCACGAUCACGGUCAAACGGGUGGUCGAUACGAACGAUCGGUUCCUUCGUCAAGUUACUGUGGGCCAAGGGGCGGCGGAAAAAGGACGCACUCGAUCGACGGGGUUUGACAUCUCGGUCGCGAGCGAGGUCAUGGCAAUCUUGGCCCUGUCGAAGGACCUUUCCGACUUGAAGGAACGCGUCGGGCGCAUGAUUUUUGGGUUCAGUCGUGCCGGAAAUGCUCUUACGGUGGAUGAUAUUGGAGCGACAGGUGCCUUGACGGCCUUGCUGCGCGAUGCCCUGGAGCCGACGCUCAUGCAAACGCUCGAGGGGACCCCAGUGUUUGUGCAUGCUGGUCCGUUUGCAAACAUUGCCCAUGGCAACUCGUCGAUAGUCGCGGAUCGAAUCGCGCUCAAGCUCGUGGGGUCCACGGGGAUCGUUGUGACCGAGGCCGGGUUUGGCGCAGACAUGGGCAUUGAGAAGUUCUGCAACAUCAAAUGCCGUGCCAGUGGACUCGAGCCCGAUUGCAUCGUGGUCGUCGCGACGGUUCGGGCGCUUAAAUUGCAUGGUGGGGCGACCAGCGUCAUCGCGGGCAAGCCUAUGCCUCCCGAGUAUACGACGGAACGCCUAGACAUGGUGGAAUCGGGAAGUGCGAAUUUGGCGCGGCAGGUCCAAAAUGCAGCAGCGUUUCGAGUGCCGGUGGUGGUCGCAAUCAGUCCUUUUCCCCAUGACACGAACGCAGAGUUGGAACUUGCUCGAAAGCUCGCGUUGGCGGCUGGGGCGACCGACGCGGUCAUCGCACCGUAUCAUGAAAAGGGCGGGGAUGGCGCUGUCGGCGCGGCUCUGGCGGUGCAAAGAGCUAUGGACCAGCACCAAGCAAGUCCCGAUCGACGACCGUUUGCUCCGUUGUAUACAUCCGACAUGACGGUCGUAGAAAAGGCCCAUGCCGUUGCCAAGACCAUGUAUGGUGCUUCUGGCGUGGAAUUUGAAGCGCGUGCCAAAGCCGACCUGGCUCGGAUCGACAGCCACGGAUUCGGCCACUUGCCCAUUUGCAUUGCCAAGACACAAUAUUCAUUGUCGCACAACCCGCUUGUACGAGGUGUUCCCGAUCCGUUCGUACUGCCCAUCACAAGCGCGCGGCUGAAUGCAGGCGCGGGAUUCAUCACGCUCUGUGCGGGAGACAUCUCGACCAUGCCGGGACUCCCCACCAGACCAAGCUUCAUGGACAUCGACGUUGACGACGCAACUGGCCGCAUCACCGGACUUUUUUAGCUCGGUAAACAUGGCUGGAUCUGGUUUUGUUCACGCUGGCUAGGUCACUUCACUCGAAUCUUCAUGCUCGAAACUCCAUCCAUCGUACAGAGUGUGCUCCAGCAUGCAUUCGAGUGUUGUCGCUGGGUGCACGAG
This is a messenger RNA of Aphanomyces invadans, 2141 nucleotides long. RefSeq lists its product as hypothetical. The record is from RefSeq and is a predicted model, not a curated record. The transcript is spliced from 11 exons. The coding region runs from base 6 to 2006 and encodes 666 amino acids. Gene Ontology annotation, molecular function: formate-tetrahydrofolate ligase activity; ATP binding. NCBI's taxonomy places the organism in Eukaryota, Oomycota, Saprolegniomycetes, Saprolegniales, Verrucalvaceae.